This is a messenger RNA of Candidozyma auris, 2262 nucleotides long. RefSeq names its product transcriptional regulator SWI6 (gene SWI6). Gene Ontology annotation, cellular component: MBF transcription complex; SBF transcription complex. Bases 1 to 2262 code for a protein of 753 amino acids. The transcript has a single exon. NCBI's taxonomy places the organism in Eukaryota, Fungi, Ascomycota, Pichiomycetes, Serinales, Metschnikowiaceae. Gene Ontology annotation, molecular function: DNA binding; transcription coactivator activity. The record is from RefSeq and is a predicted model, not a curated record.
AUGGAAUCACCUCAGCAUAUUGGUGACAGCACAACAAAUUCGAUUAGUAACCAGUUGAGCGGGACUCAUUUACAAAAGAAGAAUGCCAACCUCACUCCUCCUUCGGAGUCAGCAUCAUGGUCAACCAAGGUGUACUCUUCGAUCUACUCUGGAGAGAAAUAUAUGGAAUUGUUGAUAGAGCUUCGUAAUGGUGAUACACUGUCGACCACAUUGUCCAUCUUGCGUCGAGUGCAAGAUUCGUACGUGAAUGUUGUUCAGAUGCUCGAGGUCAUGAUAUACUUGGGUUACCUCAACCGAGGGCAAGCCGAAUCCUUCAUUGAUGAUAAGAUCUGCAACAACCCACAAUACUAUAAAGGCGGCGAUAGCGACGACGAGUACAGGUACAACGAUUACAGAUCUCACGAAGUGUCCCAAUUACGCGGUAUCUGGGUACCUUACGACAAGGCGGUGCUGAUUGCACUCGAAAACAACAUUUACAAUAUUUUGAAGAGUCUUCUUCUAAUCGAUGUUCACAGCUUUGACAAACUACCCAAGAAGCCAGACAGCAACAAUGGCUCAUUAAAACGCGAUUCAGAAGAAGACAUGCUGAAGACAUUGGAUGGGUCUCCAACGAAACGUAGAAAAACUCAAAUCGCUUCAUCUCCAAAGGCCAUCAAGGCUGCAUUGGAGUCCAAUACCAAUUAUCCUUAUUGUCUUCCCCCGUCCACAUUCAUGGAGAAGGAUGUUGAUAUUGUUCUGGAGGUGAAACUCAAAUUUAGCGAAAUUUUCAAGAAUGACGGCGAGUUAUCCGCUGAACUCACUACAGCUGACAUUCAGAAGAUGUUUCAAAGCAUAGUCGACAAGUGUUCGACGCGUUCACAGCUGCCAAUUGCCAUGUUGGACGUCCCACUCGACUCACAAGGUAAGACUGCUUUACAUUACGCGGCGACUUUGGCUUCAAAUUUGGUUGGGAUCUUCAUAGAGCUCGGCAUAUGCUCUCCAAUACGCGGUGACAAUGAUGGCGAGUCACCAUUGGUCUCCGCUAUCCUGGUGACCAACGCAAUGGAAAAGGGAAACUAUGUGACUAUGUUAGACAAAUGGUUGUGGCCGAAUUUGUGGUUGUUUGACAAAAAGAAAAAAUCAUUCUUACAUCAUUUGAUUGUCCUGGCGACAAAGAACCUCAAAGCAUCCAAAUACUAUCUUAGUAAGACAGUGCUGUGGAUGGUCCAAAAUGCCGACAAAGAGAAAAAUCUCAAAAAUCUUUGCAAUGUGAUUGUCAAUGCACAAGAGAGUGAAGCCGGCAACACCGCACUUCAUUUGGCUGGCGAGUUUGAACUCAAAUGGUUUAUAUACGUGCUCCUUGAAUUGCAAGCCGAUCCUCAGAUUGCAAACAAGGUAGGAUUACGACCUGCCGAGUUCGACUCCGUUAAAGAAGUGAUGAAAAUACGAGAAAAUUAUAGAAAUCACGUUGACUCUGUCACGGCUACAAAAGCCUUGUUUGAAACUUUGGGUGUCGAGGGAGAGGAGGAUGAAUAUAUUCUAGAAUUAAUUUGCACUGGUGUGGAAUUCUUGAACAAGAUCGGCGGAUACCCAGAGGUAGGUAGCAUGGAAGAAGAACAAGACAUACCUGAGAAGGGGGUGAAACAUGAUGAGCUACCCAAAUCACUGUCCCACUCUGAACGAAUUUUCAAAUCGAUCCAAGAUUUGAUGAGUACCACUAAUGAGGAGUAUACCAAAGUGAUCAAUUCAAAGAAAAAAGAAAUCAACCUUUUGAACAAGGAGCUUCGUGGAGCCACCAUCAUCACGGCGAACAAUCGCUUCAUUGCCAAAAAAAUUCUUCAAAAAGUAUCAGAAAUUGACACCAUGAAAUUGCAGCUGGCAAAUAUCAUGGAGAAAUUGCAAGUCUUGAAGAAGAAACUACCAGAAGGGAAUGAUGACGAGGACAUUUUUAACGACGAUAUCUCAAACUCUGAAUUGGUGAAGUUUGACGCUGACGAGCCAUUCAUAAUCAAGGCAAUCUACGACAAAGUUGCCAACAACGAGGAAAUUGAAUCAACACCGGAACUUUUGGACUCGCUACCGUCAGCUGCGGUGUUGCAAGCACGUCUUAAUGCUUACAGAGAAGUGAAUUUCGAUUUGGAAAAAGAAUUAGAGAGCUUGCUCAACUAUGAUACAUUAACGGCUAAGUUUAAGAAAGUCGUUAGCUAUUGUACUGGAGUGGACAUCAACGAGGUAGACGAGCUUCUUGACGGCUUACUUGAAGCCGUCGAAGGACAGCAGUAA